This is a messenger RNA of Jaculus jaculus (lesser Egyptian jerboa), 1861 nucleotides long. RefSeq names its product B cell receptor associated protein 29 (gene Bcap29). The record is from RefSeq and is a predicted model, not a curated record. Gene Ontology annotation, biological process: endoplasmic reticulum to Golgi vesicle-mediated transport; intracellular protein transport. Gene Ontology annotation, cellular component: endoplasmic reticulum membrane; endoplasmic reticulum. The transcript is spliced from 8 exons. Bases 83 to 808 code for a protein of 241 amino acids. NCBI's taxonomy places the organism in Eukaryota, Metazoa, Chordata, Mammalia, Rodentia, Dipodidae.
CGUCGCGCGUGCGCGGCGCCGAGAGCGCGGGGCCGGCGGGCGCGGUGUGAAGAGAAAAAAAAAAAAACAACAACAAAAAACCAUGACAAUCCAAUGGGUGGCAGUUGCAAGCUUUCUUUAUGCCGAAAUAGGACUCAUAUUAAUCUUCUGUCUGCCCUUUAUCCCUCCUCAGAGAUGGCAGAGGAUUUUUUCAAUUAAUGUCUGGGGUAAAAUUGCCAGUUUUUGGAACAAAGCUUUCCUUACCAUUAUAGUCAUAUUGAUUGUUCUGUUUCUAGAUGCUGUGAGAGAAGUCAGAAAGUAUUCCUCCACGCAUGUCAUUGAGAAGAGCUCCAGUGGCCGGUCUAGUGCCUAUGAACAUACGCAAAUGAAACUCUUUAGAUCUCAAAGAAAUCUGUACAUUUCUGGAUUUUCUUUAUUUUUUUGGCUAGUAUUGAGGCGGCUGGUUACACUUAUUACUCAGCUGGCAAAAGAACUGUCAAACAAGGGAAUGCUUAAAGCACAAGCAGAAAAUACCAAUAAGGCUGCCAAAAAAUUCAUGGAAGAGAAUGAAAAACUAAAAUGGGUACUGAAAAGCCAUAACAAAGAGGAUGAACAGACUUUGGAAACUGAAAACAAAAAACUCAUAGAAGACCAGGAGAAACUGAGAACUGAAUUAAAGAAGACUUCUGAUGCUCUUCUUAGGGCACAAAAUGAUGUGACAACUAUGAAGAUGCAGUCAGAGAGACUUUCCAAGGAAUAUGAUCGACUCCUCAAAGAGCACUCGGAACUUCAGAAUCAUCUAGAAAAAGGCCAUAAGAAAAGCCUGUGAAUCUUAUGAAAGAAGAUUGUGAUACACCGUGUCAAGAUAAUUUAUUAUUUUGGUUGCCACUUGAGAUCUUAAAAUUCAGCUCAGAAAAAAUGCACUAUUAGCAGCCAGUAUUUUUUAUGACAUAUAGAGUAUACAGUAAUGACACAUAUAGAGUAUAUAGUAAUGACAUCAAACUAUUUGAUGUUUCAGAUAUAAUGUAUGUAUUCCAGUCCUUUAGACAAAUAUGAGCAUGGUAAUUACAUAUUUUCAUAUUGAUAAAAACCUGGUUUAUGGUGGCUGUUUUCCAAUAAAAAGAACAAUUCAUUAGCCAUUUACUUUCUAAAUUAAAAUUUCUUCAAGUUGCAUGAAACCAUUAAUAGCAUUAAAAGCUUUGGUGGGUUUUCAGUAAUCUAAUCAGAUGAUGAUGAUGUGUUUAAAAAAUGUCCAAUAUCAGCAAGAUUAUUUCCAGGGAAAUUAUAUAAGGAUAAAUGAUCAAAUGUAGCCUCUGAAUUCAUAGGAAAAAGCCAGAAAGAACAAUGACAAAGGUAGCCUUAGGGUUUUUUAAGCCUGCUGAUACUAUAGUUCACUCUAGUAAUACAGCUCAGCUGGUAAUUAUUUUUUUUACUAUGCUUCUGCACCUGUUGAACUGUGUUUUUUAUUGACACUUGUCUUAGUAAUGCAUAAUCAGUAAGUAUUCCACCUUUUCAAGUACAUUUAGUAGUAGAGUUUAUAUCCAUUUGCAUAACUGUCAUAACACUGAAUUGAAUUCAUUUACAAUAUGGAAUUCUUGACUUGAAAAGUUCGUGUAUGACAUCCAAAAAGUAGUAUUUUCUAUGGUUGUGAAUGUUACUAAUUAUACAAAUAUUACCUCAAAAUACAUGUGUUGGUGUACCACAGUUUCUUUAAGAUGUUUAUAUAUUCUAAAAGUUAAUGUUAAAUACUACUUUCCAUUCAAAUAUUCAUUUAGAAAUAGAGACUGUAUGAUCAAUAUGACUCAGGUUGUUCCAUUGUUUAGAUGUGAAAAGCACUUCCUUGUCUCAUACAGACUUAAAUAUAAAAGAGAAUGGAAAAUAA